Messenger RNA from Thamnophis elegans (Western terrestrial garter snake), 2794 nucleotides. RefSeq names its product transmembrane protein 272 (gene TMEM272). The record is from RefSeq and is a predicted model, not a curated record. Lineage: Eukaryota; Metazoa; Chordata; Lepidosauria; Squamata; Natricidae. Bases 2121 to 2669 code for a protein of 182 amino acids. The transcript is spliced from 5 exons.
GCUCUUCUUUGCACUUUUCUCAAAAUCUCAACAUCUUUCCUGUGAUGCGGUGACCAAAACUGGAUGCAGGAUUCCAGACGCGGCUUUGCUAAGGCUUUAUAAACCGGUACUAAUUUUGACUCUAUGCCUGUUUAUGCAACCAAGGAUUGCAUUAGCUCUUUUGGCUGCUGCCACACACGGCUGGCUCACUUUUAAGUGAUCAUUCACUAGGACUCCAAGGCCCCUCGCAAAUUUACCGUUUUUGAGCCAGAUUCCGCUUAAUCUGUACUUGUACCUUUGGCUUUUCCUGCCCAGGUGUAAAGCCUUUCUUUUCUCCAUAUUAAAGUUCAUUUUGUUGGAUUAAGGGCCCAUUGCUCAAGUCUGUCAAAAUCUUUUUGGAUCCUGAGCUUGUCUUCUGGGGUGUUGGCUGUUCCUGCCAGCUUAGCGUCAUCUGCAAAUUUGUAUUCCCUCAUCUGUCAUUUAUGAAGAUAUCGAGGAAUUCUGGGCCUAAGACGGAACCUUGUGGUACCCCACUGCUUCCCUCCAUGUAGAUGUACCCCCAUUAAGGACUACUUGUUAGGACUGGGAGAUGGGCCACUGAAUUCCAUUCGGACCCCUUGCCUACUGGGUUUGUCUGCAGUGGGAAGUCUCUGUGGGCAACAGAACAGAUGUCAGACCUGCCUCAACUUGGGCUUCUAACUAAAAACAAAUCUUAACUCCAUUUGUUGAGAAAAAGUAGUUUACCAGGAGACAAGUGAAUUGCAGUGGUGUAAAAGCCAGAACUGAGAGUUUGCGCCAGAUUUCUGCCAGUUAAAUUCCCUCUCUUGGUCAGUUCCCCUGUGUUUACCUCUUGUUGUCCACUCCCAUUUGAAUAAGGUGUUUUGGAAACGGUCACUCCGUGUGCUGGCAUUCUCCUCCCGGGGAGAGCACCAUGAAGACCUGUCCAGAGAAAUCUCACCGUUCAGUUUCACUUUCCCCUCCCGGCCAGUUUCUCCCGUGGCUCAUGGCAAGCUGGCAGUUCUGACGACAGAGCUUAAAGCUCCGCUUGGUUUCAUGGAAGCCGAAGCCGACGACGGUACUUUUGAGCAUGUGCAGAAGGCUGCUGUAGGAAGGAUGGGCACAGAACCAAGAUGAAACAUCACCAAGCCUCGGAGGAGAGCGCCAGACGGAAGAGGCAAGUGCUGCCAAUGUGGCCUCUGCCCUGGGGUCGUAGCACGAAAAGCCACAUCGUUCUGCGGCUGCAGGGAUCGCUGCCCCAUCGAGCUGUGCAACCCGGACUUUAAACCCCAUUAAAUCUCUUUGCACCGCAUGCAACUGGGGGGGGGGGGGCAGGGCUGUUGGGUGGGGGAGGGGCAGCCAAUCUUUCCUGCUGUUUCAGUAUUCUGCCCGCCGAAUCUUCCGGGCACCCUCUUCCUCCCCUCCCAGGCACCGGAAGCAUGCAGAAAUGCUGCCUCGCCCUCAGCUGGCCAGUGUUAGGUCUAUUGUAAGAUUGAGGUUUGGCUGCAAUUCACCGUGUCACAUGCCUCACGCAACCUCUUUCCCUGGGACUUUGCGAAGGGUCCUGGCUGGGGAAAGAGCCAGUAAGGGGAGGUGGGGGCUGUCUUCCCAGCAGCUCUGCCCUUGCCACAGUCAGGCAGAGGGGGGCUGGAGGGGGGGCAGCAGCAACAGUGGCGGCAGGAGGAAGUGGGGAGUCAGCUGCUCCUUGCGGGCUGGAAAGGAAGAGCGAGGUGGCGGCAGAACAGCUGCUUGCCUGUUUCUGUCCCCUGGCUGCUGCUGGGUGAAGCCCCUCUGCUUCAGGUAAACAACGCAGGGCACCUGUGGCCCCCAGGGUCCUCCCCCCCCCACAAGUGCGGGCUCCCGUUUGGACUGCGCUCUGCUACCUGGACCGAGGUCUGCAUUGGCUUGGGGAGCAGAGGGGCAGGGAGAGCCUUGGUCCGGCACACUCACCCACCCAUCCCCCCUACCCCUUUGCCUCUCUUGCCCAUCCUUUGGCAUGGCCGAGCGAGAGAGGGGAAUCUUUCUCUUGAGCAGGUAGGCACCUGGCCUCUCUGCUGCCCCUGGGAUUGGCCGUGCUGGGGUGGCCAAAGCCAUAUCCAACGCACCAACCUGGGCUGCCCCAGAGCCUGCAAGAUGGAGCUGCCAUGGCUGAAGAGUCCCCGCCAGAGAGGCCUCUCCUGAGAGCCGCCGAAGAGCCUUCCUCCUCCGCACACUCCCUCCUGAUGGCCCUAGGAAAAGUUCUCUUCGCUGCCUUGCCCGUGGCAGGAAUCGCCAUUGGAGCAGUCUAUCUUGGUCAGUGCCCCCGGCAGCCUCUCCUCCCCAUUUACUUGCUCAUCCAGGGUGUCGUUACCCUCCUCCUCCUGUUCCUGAGCUGUGUUCCCUGCGGGGACGGCACUGACCGGCCGAGCACGCUCCUCAACUGUUUGCGGGGAGCGGGGUUCCUCUUCCUCUGCGCCUGGUUCAUUGCAGGUAACGUCUGGGUCUACUCCAUCUACCCCCCUGACUACGAGCACUUCGGCCAGCCUGACUUUUGCCACCGGACUCUCUUCCUCUUCGCCUUGGGGGUCACCACCGCCAUACACGCGGCCUUGGCCGUGGCCCUGCUGCUGGCGCUCAGCAUCCUGGUCGGCAUCCUCAUCCUGAACGCCGUGGUGUCUGCCCGCAGGCGGAGGGGCUGCAGUGGGGGCCUGUAGUCGUCCUGCCCACCUUUCGUUCUUAGCUGACCUUUUUCUUAAUAAACUUCCACGUUGCUCAGCUGCCUCCUUCACUCGCCCGUCUCGGGGGAUGGUCGGGGCUGGGGGGGGAGGGGUCUCGGGGG